UCCUAUGGUCUGGUCCCAGUGAGAGAGCCGCUGUGUAUGUGUGAGCACAGAGGGCUGCUUCUGCUGCUUCUCCUGAUGUCAGGCACAGACAUGUGUGAGUAGACAGACAGAGAGAAAGAGAGAAAGAAAGAAAGAAAGAAAGAAAGAAAAAGAGUGUGUGUUUGGAGCUCAAGCACCUCUCAGCGUUUUGUGUUCCCACUUCAUCUGCCAGUAUAUGAGGUCACUGCGCCUCUGGAUACGGGACUCAUCUUUCCCCCACCAGGAUGAUCUGGAUAGAAACGAUGGUUCGUUAGAAAAGGGGUCAAGCUGAAGGUCAAGGUGAGAUAAAGUAGAGAAGAAAGCAAAAGAUACGAUAAAGCCAAAAUGAACCCCAUACGCAAAGACAUGGAGCUGCUGAGCAACACCAUGGCUACAUACGCCCAUAUAACAGAGAACAUGGAGAGCUUCGCACUGUACUUCAUGUUGGGUGUGUGUUCAGGUCUUCUGCUGGCCCUGGUCCUCCUCAUACUGGGCAUCGCCUGCCGACUGCGUUCAAAAACAAAAACACCCUCCUCACCGGACAAGAGACGACUGAAAGAAUCCAGCGAGGAGGAGGAAGACAAGGAAGACGACCAAAGUGAGGAAGGAGAUGAGGAGGACCUAGAAGUCUCAGUGGUCACAGUGAGUCCCAUGAGUGAUCAGACCCAGUUGAACGGAACCAUUAAGAGUGUGAACGUGUUUGCUUCAGCGGAGGAGCUGGAAAGAGCCAGGAGACUGGAGGAGAGAGAACGGAUCGUCAGGGAGAUCUGGAGGAACGGACAGCCGGAUAUACUUGUCACGGGCACAGGCACACUCGGACGAGUUCACUAUCACUAGCAGUGUUUUAUCUACUGGAUGCAGUUGUUUCAUGCAGAUAUGGAAUGCCACGGGACAUUUAUCUGUGCAAUAGAUUUGGGUGUAAUGUACCUUUAAAAUGGUAAGGAUUAUAGACUCUUAAAAAUAAGGCUUCCAAAGGAAGAUUUUACAGUGAUACCAUCAAAGAACUUAAAACAACAUUUUUUCCUUAAUGUGAAGAACAUUUUAAUGAUCUAAAGAUUUUUUUUU
Sinocyclocheilus anshuiensis is the source of this 1083-nucleotide messenger RNA. RefSeq names its product protein eva-1 homolog B-like. The transcript has 3 exons. NCBI's taxonomy places the organism in Eukaryota, Metazoa, Chordata, Actinopteri, Cypriniformes, Cyprinidae. Bases 364 to 855 code for a protein of 163 amino acids. The record is from RefSeq and is a predicted model, not a curated record.